This is a messenger RNA of Apis laboriosa (Himalayan honeybee), 1580 nucleotides long. RefSeq names its product 14-3-3 protein epsilon (gene 14-3-3epsilon). The transcript is spliced from 4 exons. The coding region runs from base 151 to 921 and encodes 256 amino acids. NCBI's taxonomy places the organism in Eukaryota, Metazoa, Arthropoda, Insecta, Hymenoptera, Apidae. Gene Ontology annotation, cellular component: cytoplasm. The record is from RefSeq and is a predicted model, not a curated record. Gene Ontology annotation, biological process: signal transduction.
ACUGCUUUCGAUUGUUGGCGGGCGCCGCCAUCUUGGUCAGUGAGCUUGCGAGUGGCUGUACGACGAGGUGUACGUAUUUCGGUGAAACGAGUAUUUGGUGCGAUUUCCCUGAAAUCUUUCGUCUACCCGUGAAAUCCACGAGCAUCCAAGAUGUCGGAACGGGAGGACAACGUUUAUAAAGCGAAAUUGGCUGAGCAAGCGGAGCGCUAUGACGAAAUGGUCGAGGCGAUGAAGAAGGUCGCCUCGCUGGAUGUGGAGUUAACCGUCGAAGAGAGGAAUCUUCUUUCUGUCGCUUACAAAAAUGUGAUUGGCGCGAGAAGGGCAUCCUGGAGAAUAAUCUCCAGCAUCGAACAAAAGGAAGAGAACAAAGGUGCCGAGCGGAAACUAGAGAUGAUCCGUCAAUACCGAUCUCAGGUUGAAAAAGAGCUGAAAGACAUCUGCGCCGAUAUUCUCGGAGUUUUAGACAAACAUUUGCUCCCAUGUGCAUCUACUGGCGAAUCGAAAGUCUUCUAUUAUAAAAUGAAGGGUGAUUAUCACCGUUACCUUGCUGAAUUCGCCGUUGGCAACGAUAGGAAGGAAGCCGCAGAGAAUUCUUUGGUCGCUUAUAAAGCAGCAAGUGACACCGCCAUGACGGAUCUACCACCAACUCAUCCCAUCCGCUUAGGAUUGGCACUCAACUUUUCCGUGUUCUAUUAUGAGAUUCUCAAUAGCCCUGAUAGAGCAUGUCGUCUUGCGAAGGCAGCCUUUGACGACGCGAUCGCGGAACUAGACACCUUAUCCGAGGAGAGUUACAAAGAUUCUACCCUCAUUAUGCAGCUUCUUAGGGACAAUCUUACUCUAUGGACGUCAGACAUGCAAGGAGACGGGGAGGGCGAACAAAAGGAGCAGUUGCCAGAUGUGGAAGAUCAGGACGUAUCGUAACUCUAACUGUAGUGAGUGUUAUAUUGCGUAUAUAAAACUGAAAAAACACAAGAAAGCAAAAAACUCUUAAUAACUUGUAAGCAAACUUGUAAGAAAACAAUUCAGCAGGUGGCAGUUCGGGGUGGGAAGGGGAGAUCUUUAAACGAUUGCGUGUUCUAAGCACGCACGUACGGUUAUUCCAAAAAAAAAAAAAAAGAAAAUACAAAAAAUGAAAAAAAAAAAAAAAUAUCAUUCGAAAUAAUACACACUAAAUUACGAAGCGCGCAGAAAAGUUAUAAAAUAAAAGGACAUACUCAUUACGCAGUUAAUAGAAAAGCUGCAAGAGCAUGUAGAGAGGCAUUACUCUUUGCCUUCUUUGCGUAUCGAGAAGAAAAAAAAGAUGCUGUCUCUUUCAGUGUACGAUGUCGAGAACGUUGAGUUGGCGCCGACUGAUGCAGCGCGUAGUAUAUAUUCAAUCAUAGUAAUAAAAUCAGAAAAACACGGAAUGAAAUAAAUAAAUAAAUAAAAAAAAAAAAAAAAAAAAAAAAAAGAAUAUGCGCUAAUCCAGUCGGAAUAAACUCUCAUUUUUGUUUGCUCCAGCGAGUGAGAACGAAUAGCAUUAUCCUCUCCGCAAUGUUUUAUCAAUAACGAAUUAAUGGCUCGACGUCGAUCGAAAUGCA